Rhagoletis zephyria (snowberry fruit fly) is the source of this 10149-nucleotide messenger RNA. It is a transcript of the gene ash1, whose product is annotated as histone-lysine N-methyltransferase ash1. Gene Ontology annotation, cellular component: nucleus; nucleoplasm. Gene Ontology annotation, molecular function: chromatin binding; protein binding; histone H3K4 methyltransferase activity. Gene Ontology annotation, biological process: regulation of DNA-templated transcription. NCBI's taxonomy places the organism in Eukaryota, Metazoa, Arthropoda, Insecta, Diptera, Tephritidae. The record is from RefSeq and is a predicted model, not a curated record.
CAUUGCAAGUGGAAAACAUCUGUCAUUUUUGAUUUUUUGCUUUGACCUGUCAUUCGAGUUUUGCAGUCGCAGUCGCCACAGUAUUUUUCUUUCAUUUAUUAUUUUCGUAGGUGCUUUGUGGUUUGGUUUCGUACAAUUUGAAUUUCACCAAUUAUAUUGCAUUGCAAAUUCUCUAAACAAUUCAAUAUCGUUAAAUAAAUGCGCAGGACUCUAAGUGAAAGUGAAAUUUAAUAAAAAUAUGUACGAAAAGGUUAUAAACUUUGAAUUCAAAAGAAAGUGAAAUGCCCAAAGUCGACGCGGUCAGAAGUCAUUGAGCAAAGAAAAACGGCGCCAUUUUAAGAAUAUAAAUGCAGACGGAUAAAUGUGUAUGUAUGAAGGAGUCGAAGCAACGAAUAACAGACAAAAGCAACAAAGGGAGAAAAGUGCCAGCAAAUAGAAGGAAAAAGUGAAAAGUGAAUUUUGAAGCCAAUUUUUUCUUAUGAUUUUUAAUUAGAAUAACUAAGAAAUUGUGUAAGCGUGUAAUGUGCAUAGAGUAGUGAACAAAAUUAAUAAGCAUUUAGCGUAAGUGUAUAGGCUGAAAAGAAAAAGGCAAAAAUAAAACUGCAGCGCUCAGAGGAGAGAAAGAAAAGGAAAAAUUGCAAAACGUGAAAAAAACUUUUUUAAAAUGCGUUGUUGAAUGAGCUAAGUAGGCGCUUUGUGGUUUUUGUAUGUGUGCGUUAACAGCCGUAUGUAUGCACUGGGUAACGGUGCUUGAAGUUGGCUAAUUCCAUGAUUGGUUCAUGGGCUAAUUCCACUGACUAUAGCUCACUAGCUGGUUGGUGUUUGGCUUGGUUGCGACGAUGGUGGUUUGACCUACUUCAUGCAAUGGACUGACUACUGAUGCAACCAUAGCUGUUGAUAGGGGGUAGAGGAUUGAAGUUUUGAAACACGUACAUACAUAUUUUGGAAAUAAGACCAUUCAAUUAAUUAAUAAUAGAGCUUUUGCAUUACUAAAAUAUGAACAAAUCGAUAAAUGAGUUAGGAGAAGAGAAUGUUUUGGCCACACAAUCGCAGGACGAGCAAAAGCAAACUGAGUCGGUUAGCGAAAAUGAGGAAUCUGAAUCGGUCACAGAUCAGACGAGUAGCUCCUCAUCUGAAACUACUAACACACAAAACUCGUUACCCAAGACUUCGAAUUCCAAACGCAAAUCUAAUUCGACGUCUACGAAAUCAUCCUCUACAGUAACACAAUUCAGCGUUGAACGUUCCGAUGUGGAUGGUUUACGCAUGAAAAUUUCUGCUAUACGCCCAUCUAAUACUGUGUCUAAUACUAUUUCUAAUACCAAACAACCUUCCCAAACUGCUGCGGCACCAAAAAAUCAAGAUUUCAGUGGAGAAAGUAGUGAAAAAACGAGAACUCAAAUAAGCUCAGACAAGGAUAGGGUGCUCUACAAUAACAAUAGUUUAACUAAGCCACUGACAGUUAAAUUGAGUAACAUAAAAUUACAACAACAUUCAACACAACCGGCGAUUUCCUCGAUAGAGUCAACGCGAGCACGGCCCACAACAGCAACUGCAGAACGCCAAACUUCCAGGAGUAGUGCCAACAAGAUGUCAGUAGAUGUGGUUCAACAGACUUUUGGAGCUGAAUCAAGUGGCGUUACUGGCGCAAGUGAAAAUACACACUUGGCUGAAACAAGCGCUAUCGUAACAUCUGUCGCGCCAUCAGUUAUAGCGGCACCCUCAAUUGAGCUUCCACUGGCAAAAUUUCUUCCGCAGGCACCGUGUUUGAGUGAUGCCACUGCUGAGUCAGGAUGUUCAGAGGCUACCACGACUACAAUUGCAACCUGCGCCGAAAAGACUUUUUCUAAACGCGUUCGAGUAAAACGAAAAAAAGCCCAAUCGAAACAAUCGCAUGUUUACAAAAAGCCCGCUUUAUCUGCAGCAGCUUCUGUCAUAAAGUCGAUACAAACACAUCAACAACAUAAUUUUAUGACGUACUCAACGGACUCCGAAGAUGAUGCGUCUAUGCAAAAACAACAGCAACAACAAAAGCUUCAAAAACGUGCACCGCGCCUCCUCUUAACCGCUAUAAAUACAAAUUCUACCAAUGAGCCACAAAUUAAACCACUGGCCAUUAGCAGUGUUUCUGCGCUUCCAACUGGAUCAGCAACUUUUAGUCACGGCAGUGAUAAUAGUGAUAACGAGCUAAAAUUGGAUGAUGUUGUGAAUGCGGUGAUUAAGCGAGUUGAAAGCGACGGCGAUGAUACACCAACCGGCCCCGAAGGAUAUCGUAAAACGCGAACCAAGCGAUUACCACAAUACCAGUCUACUUUGCUACAAGAUUUCAUGGAAAAGACUCAAAUGCUAGGUAGCAGCAGUACUUCAACAACUGUGGAAGCACAAAAUCUUGAAUUGGAUCAAUCAAAAGAAACAAAUUUAUCAGCUCCCAAAAAAAGUAAAGUAACGUCUGACCUAAUAGCCCAUUUCAAUUCUACGAACUCGCAAACGCACAGCAUUACUUCUAGUGGAGCCGCCGUUGUCACUAAUAUUGUUAAGAAGAAACGCGGUAGGCCAAAAAAACCAACAUUUACCCCUGCCUCGAAUACCAUACCAUUAAAUGCAGUUACUGGUACGCCUACGCCCGUUAUUACUGCUACUUCCGCAGCAACAGCUGCAGCGGUUAGCUCUAUUGCUAUUAAUAUCAAUGAGUCGGCUGACUCUGGUGUUAUAUCCACAACAAGCACAACCACCACCCAAAGCAGUACGUCCCCUUCGCCAAAGCUCUCUUGUGCUAUUAGCAGUGGUAGUAGCAGUACAUUGCGUUUGACUGCAACAACGCCGAGCCAAAAGCGACGUAAUCGUACCUUGGAGCCAUCUGAGAGUACGCGACAACCUUCAGUUUCGCCUUGCAAAAGUCAAACGCAGGAUGGUAGUGGAAGUUGCAGCGCAAACUCUCCAAAACCUAAAAUCGAUAUUGCAUACUUGGACAAGCGGAUGUAUGCGGCCACGGAGCGCGUACUCUAUCCACCACCACGCAAUAAACGCCGUCAGUCGGUAAGCGCAUCAAGCGUAAUUCCUACAAAUACACCUACGAAUAAGAAUGCUGGGAAAUCACCUGCUACAUCGACUGGUGGCAACACAAUUGGCAUUCCGGGCACACCCGUUUCAGCAAAGCCUCCAACAAAAGAAGAGCUUCAACUUGAUCCAGUGUGGCGUAAAAUCGAUGUGAAUAAAAAAUUUCGACGACCCAGCGUAGGCGGUUAUAAAAGCGAUGGUGGUGGUGGCAAUACGACAAUAUGUAGCAAAAUACUUGCCGCAAAGAGUGGAUAUGUCUCGGAUUAUGGUUCGUUUCAUGCGCGUGCUCCCCGCGAUCACUCGGGUUACAAAAGCGAUGUCAGCGGCAAAAGCCGCUACAGCGUGAAAAGCUGUGCGAGUCGGCGCAGCCGCGCUAAAAGCUGUGGCUAUCGCAGUGAUUAUAAGGACGGUAAAGAUGCUACGUCACUAAAAUCAAAAUAUCGACGAAAACGACGUUCGAUGCUAAUGCGCGCGCAUUCCAGGUCUGUAGGAAAUUUGGCGACCAAUUUGAACGACGUCGAAAAGGACAUACUUCAACUGGCUGGCCUUUCCCUCGGCCAGAGUAGUGAAGAAAGCAAUGAAUAUGUAUGUAAACCUAACUUAGAGAGUCUGCCAACGACGAGUGCCUCUAAGAAAUAUGGUGAAAUUAACCGAUUCAUCGCCACGGGUGAAUACUUCGGUCGUGGUAGUAGCCACAGCACGCUCACAAGCAAGGGCAAUCUAUUUUCUGGCUCUUUGCAUGACAACGCCGACGGCAGCGGUUCGCAUGAUGGCUAUGGUUUCAGUCGCAAGCUAUUGCUACAACGUAAGCAUUCGUCUGUCGCUGUCGCUGGCGCUGCCCACGACAUGUUGCUGCCACACGCUCAUUCCUCGCGUAAAAUUAAAUCUCGACGCUCUUCUGUAGCCAGUUACUGUAGCUCCUACUAUUCAACUAUGUCGAAAGUUCGCAGGCGACGAAGGCGGAAAAGCUUUCUACGAUUUCCUUCCUCCGGCAAAAGUGGCGCAAUAAUUGACUCGAAACUGCUUACCGAAAUUGAUAUACUCACUAACACAUUUAGCACACGUUGUCGUAUACAAAGCGGUGCUGUAGGCGGCGAAAAGGCUACCAGCAGCAAUAAAGAUAAAGUACCUGCUGAAAGUGGUGGAGGCAAGAUGCAGACCAGCAACUCUGCAUCAAUGAGCGGUAGCCUGGGAAAGCGUGAGCAGCGCGACAAGCGCUCGCUAAAAAAGCGCAAGAUGAGCGAAAACCAAGAGCACGGGCUUUUGUCGGUCAGCGCUGGAGGAAACGGAAGUGGUGGCGGCUUUGGCGGCUCGACUAUGGCGAGCGGCAGUGGUAGCGGGGCAAAACGACGGCACAAGAAAGCCAAUAGUAGCUCUAGUCCAGACGACCACAAGUUGCCUCUGAAAAAGCGCCAUUAUUUAUUGACACCAGGGGAAAAAUCGACCGAAGCGGCCGCAGCAGCAGCAGUAGCAGCGAAACUUUUCGGCAGCACUGCCGUAGAGGCCUGGGCGGCUGCUGUUGCCUCGUCCAAAUUGGCUUCUGCCGGCAAAGCGCAACACAGUCAGCAACAAUUUGGCGCUCUCUGCGGUAGCACUGCAUCGGUUUCGGUGGCUGGCAGCACACAUAGUGGCAGCACAAAAUCUUCAAAAACCGGCGUAACACCAAAAAAACGGCAGUUCACUCAACAGGAAGAAGGCAGGGAGGCCGCGGGCAACACAUCGAAAGGCAACGGUAGCCAUAACAGCAACAGCUCGCCUUUACGCAUUGCCAUCGACAAUACUCUCAGUCAAAAGUUACUCGAUAUCAGUCCUUUAUCAGUCGCGGGCAGUACAAAACAGAGCGAUGUUGUGCACCGAAAGCGUUCCCGGCUCGAAGUGCUAGUUUCGAAAAUUGUUGCGACCACCAGCAACACCCAAAGUCAAGCCGGUGGGAAGCAAUCACCUACCACCAUGCCUACCAAACCGAAACAAACGACGUCUGGCACGCAUCUUAACCAACAACAUUCGAAUGGCACACCGCCGCCUGGUGUAUUCGAACCUUCUGUGGCUUUAGAAAUACAAAUUCCACCAAUAGUAAAAUUAAGCGAGACUUCGAGUGGAGGAGUUUCGAGCGUACCGCCCGUAGUUACGAAAUCGGAAGUAAACUCGCCACUUUUGCUGCAAGAUUUGGCCUCGCCUGCCGUAGCAGCGUCCAUGGCCAAGACCGAGAGUACAUCAACGCGUGUGGUGGAAACGUUGCUGAGCAAAACUGGCGCUGCCAACUUAAUGUUGAAACGUAAGCGCAAGAAAAUCAAUCGCACUGGCUUUCCAAACGUGCGUCGACGAAAAAAGAGAAAUAUUAGUGAGCAAAUGUUGCUCGAUAUCGUGGAGAAUGUGGUAGAGCGUACACUGCCGAUGAAAAGACGUCCGCGAGUACACGUCAAGCAGAACACACAAACUCCUGCGGCACCCGUUCGGUCUAGUGAAAGUAUCACUGCUGCACCUACUACUGCACCUGCUGCUACAAAAGCUCCCACUAUACCAGCGGCUGUAUUGGCCACCACUGAGAAACCCUGUGAUCGCGUACCCGUCUCAGGUGAGGCCAGUGAUAGUUUUCUCGAACGUGCCAAUCGCACCCCACGGCUCUCUGUGGUGGCUUUGGAGCGCUUGCGAGGCACUCCAACACCGACAACUUCAGUGGCAGCUGCAACAGUUGCUGCGCCUACUCUGGUUUCAGCGGCAUCAACGCCGAGUGAAGUAGUUGAGGAGCACAAAGAGAACUCGUUUUUGUCGCGCAAAGGUCGUGUAGGACGAAAACCCAAAAAUAUUGGUAAUCCUACGAAGAGAGUAAAUGAAGGACCGCAAUGCACAAAAGGCGAGCAAUCAGUUGAUACAUCAACAAAAGCAGCGGAACAUGCGGAGAUUGCAACACGCAAGAGCGUAAGGACAUCCACGCCUAGCGCAGGUGUAGAACUUGCAGAUGUAGUAACUUCCACUAAAUUAGCCCCAGCUGGUCCUGCUACGCCCAAAUCUACCAAACGAACGAAGGCAGUUGAGCCUGCUACGGAGGCUACAAAAAUUAAACCGGCCGGUGGUGAACCAAUUCCGCUUCUGGUCAACACUAACAAUGCUUUACCACGAGCGCGUGGCCGCAAGUCGAAGUUAGCCGCAGCCGCAACCUUGACAACAACUGCUUCAAAGAUCACGCAAUUGACGUCCGAUGAAAAUCAAAAGAAGCUUAAAGCUGCAGUGCCAGAAAGGAACAAAGAGCCCUCCGCGCCGCUUGUGAAACAAACUAGGAAAUCUGCAACCACAACGUCAAGCGUUCUGAAAACUUCAGAACAUCCGGCUAGCUUUAGCAAAUCAACCGUACACAAAAUCAUUACAGCAAAAUCGCUGGAGGCAAAAGUUAAAUUACCAGCUGGCAUUGAUCCAAACACGAAUUUCAGCUGUAAAAUUCGCCUCAAGCGUCCUAGUACAGCAAAAUCACAGCUGGUGAACGCGCAUCGCCAAAGUAUGGAUUCCAAUGGGGAUGGCAGCAGCAUCAAGGACGUGCCGCAGUCUACGCCUGAGCAAAUCGCUGUCGAAGCAGCCGCAAAAGACUCGAAUAUCGACUACCUCGAGCAGAAUAUUUUGCCGCGCAGCGAAACACCUUUCAUUGAAUCGGAAGCAGCUACAAGUGACACCAGCGAUGAGAAAUGUUCAACCACAACAUCAACUAGUGCUAGUAACGUCAGUGCCAGUGCAGUAAGAAAAGUUGCACGCCUCAAGAAAAACUACUUGGUUGCUGGUCUCUUCUCGGAUUAUUUUAAGGCCUUGCAUUCCACGAUAGGUGCCAAGAAGGAGAAGAAGGAUGCGGCGCAUACACCAGUGGCCGUUGAGUUAGAAUGCAGUGCUGAAAGUAAUAACAAUGUCAGCAGCAGCACCAGUGUCCCAGUAGCGCCUAGUCUGCCACCACCACCUUAUUGUGAGCAAUACUUUCGCCGCACGCAAGUGGAUUUCGAACUACCCUACGAUAUUUGGUGGGCCUACACAAACUCCAAGUUACCUACAAGAAUCACGGUGCCUUCGUGGAAUUACCGCAAAAUACGCACAAAUAUUUAUGCGGAUGCAGUACGUCCCAACUUGGCUGGCCUGGAUCACCCGACCUGCAAUUGCAAACCGGAUCAGGGUUGUGGGGACAAUUGUUUGAAUCGCAUGGUCUACACUGAAUGUUCGCCUUCAAGUUGUCCGGCACGUGAUAAAUGUCGCAAUCAAAAGAUUCAGCGCCACGAUGUAGCACCUGGUGUUGAGCGUUUCAUGACCACCGAUAAGGGUUGGGGUGUACGUACCAAACUGCCAAUUAAGAAGGGCACUUACAUACUUGAGUAUGUCGGCGAGGUGGUUACCGAGCGCGAAUUCAAGGAUCGGAUGGGUACCAUCUACCUGAACGACACGCAUCACUAUUGUCUUCAUUUGGAUGGCGGUUUGGUUAUCGAUGGUCAUCGUAUGGGCAGUGAUGGGCGUUUUGUGAAUCACUCGUGCCAACCGAAUUGCGAGAUGCAAAAAUGGUCAGUGAAUGGUUUGUCGCGCAUGGCGCUCUUCGCUAAGCGCAACAUUGAGCCGGGUGAAGAGAUAUCGUAUGACUACAAUUUUUCACUUUUCAAUCCGUCGGAGGGUCAACCGUGCCGUUGCAACACACCGCAGUGCAGGGGCGUAAUAGGCGGUAAAUCCCAACGUGUUAAACCGCUGCCAAUCGAAGCUAAGCCCGCCGAGCCAGCACAAGAAGACGCGCCCAGUUGCCGCCAACGUAAGCGUAAAGCGCAUAAAAAUAUCGAGCGAAUUCUUUCGAAAGAUGUAGUGGUCGCACGUGUGCAGCAGAUUUCGGAAAAGGAAAAGAAGUUGGUCAAACAACAUGGCAUAUUUUUGGUGCGCAACUUUGAAAAGAUACGCCGCUGCAAAGCACGGCGAUCUGCAAAUUCCACUAGUGAGCCAAAACUGAAUGGGAUUUCCAUCACGCCGCCAACUACGCCCAUUACAAGCUGUUCGCCUACAGUUACAAAUACCGUUGCUGCCAUCACAACUCGCCGGUCAUCUACUCCACCGUCGCUGGCUGCGCAAAUUUCAGCGCUGCGCUCGCCACGCAGCAUAAAAACUCGCGGUCUUACCCAUGCCGUGCAGGACCCGGAGGUGGAGAAAAUGGCUAAAAUAGCAGUGAUUUUACGUGAUAUUUGCGCGUUUUUAGAAAUGCUAAAAGAUCCCAAAAAUGAGAAGCAGACGCUGGCUACUUUGGCGCUUACGAAUGCCGCACCUUCUGCUAACAAAGUCGGCGGUGGUGACGCUGGUGGGAUUAGCGAUAGCGCUAGCAGUAGCAAUGUCUGUGGUACUAGCAAAAAAAAGCGAGCAUUGAAAGCGUCACAAAAGUAUACAGCAAUUAGUUUGAAAAUGGUGCAAAGUAACGUCGAGCAAGGCUACUACAAACUACCCUCAGAGUUCAAUGCAGACAUGCAAAAAGUAUUUACAGCAGCGCAAGAUCACGUGACGAAGGGUGGACGCCAGGAGGCAGCAUUGAAGGAGCUUAUUACAGCUUAUGAACGCAUAAAACAGGAGUCCUAUGCGCGUUUGCUGGAAAUCGUCGGCGGUGAUGAAACUAUUUUGAUGGGCUUCUGUGAUCGCAACAUAUCAACUUCAUCACCAAAGGUGAAAGAAGAAAAUCCCAAAGUGCUACCAUAUGUUGCCGGCAUGCCGCAUCAUGCUGCAGUUGGCGAUACCACCACAUCUAUUAUAACGCCCACUACUUCGGGUGAGGAUAUAAUACGUUGCAUAUGUGGCUUAUACAAAGACGAGGGUCUGAUGAUACAAUGUGCACGUUGUAUGGUUUGGCAGCAUACUGAAUGCACCAAAGCGGACGUAAACGCCGACAACUAUCUCUGCGAGCGUUGCGAGCCACGCAUUGUAGACCGUGAAAUACCGCUGGACGAUUACACGGAAGAGGGCCAUCGCUACUAUUUGACAUUGAUGCGCGGCGAUCUACAUGUGCGACAAAGUGAUGCUGUUUAUGUUUUGCGCGAUAUUCCUGUUAAAGAUGCGUCGGGCAGCGUGGUGCCGACGCAGAAGCAUACCUAUGAAACUAUUGGUAAUAUUGACUAUAAUGAAUGUGACAUAUUUCGUGUGGAGCGCUUGUGGAAAAAUGAGGAGGGCAAACGUUUUAUUUUUGGACAUCAUUUUUUGCGGCCGCAUGAGACAUUCCAUGAACCGUCGCGUCGAUUCUAUCCCAAUGAAGUGGUGCGUGUGCCGCUCUAUGAAAUCGUGCCAAUCGAACUUGUUAUCGGACGUUGUUGGGUGCUGGAUCGCACGACUUUUUGCAAAGGCCGGCCUGUGGAGUGUACCGAUGAGAAGCAUUGUUACAUUUGUGAGCUGCGGGUGGACAAAACGGCGCGUUUCUUCUCGAAGGCAAGGGUCAAUUACCCAACUUGUACAAAAACCUAUGCAUUUAGGAAGUUUCCGGAAAAACGAAAAAUUUCCAAAAGCUAUGCGCCGCAUGAUGUUGAUCCGGCUUUAUUGAAACCGAAACGACAAAAGACUGAUAUCGAAACGGAAACGAAUACGAGAACCUCAGCCACUAGAUCUGUGACGCCUGUCCCACCUACUAGUGCAACAGAGGAGCCGCAGGCAAGUGCAGCAGCUAGCAGACCGAAUUCGAAUAAAACUCCGCAAAGUGUUGGCCGCAAACGUCGCCAUAGUAGCAGCCCAGCCACAGUGCAUUUGAUUUGUCCAAUACCACCGAGUGUGCAGACUAUCAAACAGAAACGUACCCGUUUGGAAACUGUACUCAAGGCUAUGAAACUGAGAUGGAAGAAUGCUCAUGGGGUUGGCACAGAACAGCCCAUUGAUUUAUCAUAUUUACUCUCUGGACGUGGUGCGAGGCAGCGUAAGACACAAGUGCCAGCUGCUAACAAUUCCGCAGCUGCAUCAUCUACGUCACUAACAAGCACGACUUCAUCAACGUCAAAAGCGUCGACCUAACGUCUGGUGCAUAAAAUUGGUUCGAAGUGGCAGGAAGCCUAUGAACUAUAUAUUACAACAUAGAUUUAAUUUAAUAAAAUAAGAAAAAUGCCCCAAUCUGAAUGAUAA